CGGGUUGCGUUUUUCACUAACUAGAGUGGAAUGCUGAUACAAUUUUGCGAUUCUUCUUAGUUAUUUCCUGAUUAAUUCGGUUUUGCAUGACGGGAAUUUUCCUCUCCUUUUAAGUGGAAAUAAUCUCGAGGUCGUUGUUAGGAUAUGCAGCCUUGAAGAUCAUUGGUCGUAAGCCAUUCGUAAAAGGAAUGGCUUUUCUCUCCCCCCCCUUUUUUUUAAAUUUUGAGCUCUAGAAAAAAAUCUUUUCUAAAUGACAUUAAUGACAUAAAAAUUUUAAAAUUUCUGAAUUAUAAAUUGUGUAUUAAAAUUAAUAGUUUUAUGAAUUUUUUUUUGUCAAAAUAACCUAACAAUUUUAUAUUCUUUGCUAUUUCUUGAAGUGAUACAAUUAUAAACUGGUCCAAAAUGUAUGAAUUUCUAUGAAAACUUAUCAAGAUUAUAUCGUUUAAAAUGAGAGAAUAUCCCAGGAAUUGAUAAUAAUGUUCUCACAAGAAGAAAUAAAUUCUUUACUUAAUCUGGAAUGUUAUCAGUCCUUUUGAAAAUGUUGUGAUACAGUCUGUACUGAAGAAUGUGCUUAAAUAGUUCCUUGUUAUUUGAAUGUUUUCUUUGCAAUUCACGAAAAAACUCUAGAAAUACUGAAAUCAUUGAUGAUUCUUUCUCACACAAAAAGUGUAAUCUUCUGUUUUCUGAAUAUGCAGGUCCAAAUGACCCUGAUAUGAUUGGGCCAGAAGGUAUGGAAAAAUUCUGUGAAGAUAUUGGAGUUGAACCAGAAAAUAUUGUUAUGCUUGUUUUAGCUUGGAAAAUGGAAGCCAAGCAAAUGGGUUUUUUCUCAAAGUCAGAAUGGUUAAGGGGUCUUAGUGAUUUAGAGUGUGAUAGCAUUCAAAAAAUUAGGAAUAAAUUAGAUUAUCUUCGUAGUCUUUUAAAUGAACCUGUAGUUUUCAAGAACAUAUAUCGGUAUGCAUAUGACUUUGCGAGGGAUAAAGACCAACGGAGUAUGGACAUUGAUACUGCCAAGGCCAUGUUGCAGCUUCUUUUGGGAAGGUUGUGGCCUAUGUACAGCAUGUUUCAUCAGUUCCUAGAGCAAUCGAAGUAUAAAGUCAUCAACAAAGAUCAAUGGUGUAAUGUGUUAGAAUUCAGUCGAACCAUCAAACCAGAUCUUUGCAAUUAUGAUGAGGAUGGAGCUUGGCCAGUUCUGCUAGAUGAGUUUGUGGAGUGGCUAAAAACUAAACAAAACUUUCCCAACUACAAGUCCAGCAGUCAAUAGUGCUAGGUGCCAAAAGGAAGCUAGGCACGGUGACGCAAAUCGAGGAGGGGGCCAAAAUCAAUCCUAUAGGCAAAACUCCAUAUAUCUAUCUACAUGUGAUACACUUUCUGUCACUCUUCCUUUCUGUGCCUCCCGAUGUGCAUUGCCAAAAUUCGACUCAGGAAACGAGAAAGCUUCAGACAUUUUUAUUUCACUUUGUUUCUUUUAAUUAAAAGUUGUAGGUGGAUUGGAAUAGUUGUUUAUUUUUGUGACUUUUUCGUUGCAUCCACAAUUUGCAGCUUGUUAUACUCAAAUCUUCUGAUUUUGAAGUAUACUUUUUGUUAAUUGUACAUAUUUUGAAAUAAGACAUUCAUCAUUAUAGAUUUUUAUGGAAAAAAUUUAGUCACUUAUCUUACUGUUCACAAUUUUUUAAAAAUAUAUUUCUGAAACCCCAAGUGCUUUUUUGAAUACAAAACUGAGUAAAAUACUAAAUUUAUUUUAAACAUAUGUUAGAUCAACUCUGUUUUAUUUUUUAAGCAUCAUUGUUUUAUUUUUAACUUUUAUUCAUAAUCAUCUAGAUCUGUAGUGUAAUUAAUUAUUUGUAGAACACAUAUAUACUUCUAGCAAUUUAAGCACCAAUCUUUGAGUGUGUCAUGAACCUCACAGAAAUGAACUUUAUUCUUUUGCCUGUAGAUGUUCAUUUUCAUUACUUUUCCAGCAGUGGAAAUAUAUAUAUAUAUAUAUGUAGUAAAACAACCAUAUUAGCCUUACUUACGAUGUAUCUAACAAUGUAGUUAAAUACAUUCUGUUCUUUGAUAUUAUCAGAGAAUAUAACAAUGAAUUUUAAAGAAACAACUAUGCAAUAUUAUUAUUUCCACUAGUUUUGUGAAAGGCAGUGUUUGUGAAAUAUUUUAUGAUCUGCAGGUGAAGUUUUUAUACAAAUCUGUGAUUGUGAGUUUCAGUGAGUUGCAAAUGUUGAAUUUUUUUCUCUCACUAGUAUAGUAUUCUGUCACUGUACAAUAUAUUAAAAAUUAUAUAAAAUUUUAAUUUUUCAAAUGAUUUUUAAUUCUGUACAUUUUGCAAAUGAAGUUUGUUCACGUGUAUUUCAAGCAGCCUUCUCGUUUUUUUUUCUCAUGGCUAUGAAAGUCUUUGUUGCUUGGAGUUGAGCCGAUGACAUCCAACCCCCUCAGCAGAUGGAAUGAAUGAAGUUCAGUGUGCCUCAUUGUGUGUAUAUAUUAAAAGUUUUCUCAACAACGCAGUACAAUAAAUAAUAUCGGCUGUUUCA
Messenger RNA from Argiope bruennichi, 2525 nucleotides. RefSeq names its product DCN1-like protein 5 (gene SCCRO4). The record is from RefSeq and is a predicted model, not a curated record. The transcript has 8 exons. Gene Ontology annotation, biological process: positive regulation of ubiquitin-protein transferase activity; protein neddylation. Gene Ontology annotation, molecular function: ubiquitin conjugating enzyme binding; ubiquitin-like protein binding; cullin family protein binding. The coding region runs from base 566 to 1261 and encodes 231 amino acids. Gene Ontology annotation, cellular component: ubiquitin ligase complex. NCBI's taxonomy places the organism in Eukaryota, Metazoa, Arthropoda, Arachnida, Araneae, Araneidae.